AUGCCUGGCGUCGCCAGGUAUAAGGCCUGCUCUAGGCCUGGCUUCGCCAGGUUACCUACGCCUAUUUUACAUGGCCUUUCUCCCUUUGAGAAAUUUUUUUAUAGACUUCCAGAUUACAACUUUCUCCGAGUUUUUGGCUGUGAAUGCUUUCCCAAUUUGUCUGCUCGAGUUUUUCAUAAGCUUACACCUCGUUCAGUUAGAUGUGUCUUCCUUGACUAUGCAUCUGAUUAUAAGGGAUACCAUUGUUUAGAUCCGAAAUCUGGUCAUCUAGAUGUUAAAAAUACAUUUUUGCAUGGGGUUCUUACUGAGGAGGUCUACAUGAAGCAGCCUACAGGUUUUAUUCAUCCCCACUAUCCUAAUCAUGUUUGCAAGCUAACCAAAGACAUCUAUGGCUUGAAACAAGCUCCCAGGGCAUGGUUUCAUCGCUUCAGUGCAUUUCUUAUUUCUCAUGGUUUUGCUUGCAGCAAAUCUGAUAGUUUAAUAUUUAUUUAUUGCUCUUCUUCUCAUUUCCUUAUUCUAUUACUCUACAUCGAUGAUAUCAUUCUCACGGAUAAUCAUAGUGGUCUUCUUGAUCAAUUCAUUUCUCGUCUAUCUCAUCAGUUUGCUAUGAAGGACUUAGGCAAUCUCCAUUGUUUUCUUAGUAUUCAAGCAGUUCCUACAUCUCACGGUCUUCACCUGUCUCAGCAAAAGCACAUUGUUGAUUUAUUACUUAAAUUUCAUAUGCACACAUGCAAACCAUUGCGUACUCCCCUUGCUUCUCGUACUUCUAUUUCUCUGAUGGACGGUGAGUUACUUUCAGAUCCUAGUGAACAUAGGAGCAUGGCUGGUGCUCUUCAAUAUUUGACAAUGACUCGUCUAGAUAUUGCCUAUGCGGUAAAUGUUGUCUCUCAAUUUAUGCAUGCUCCCUGUACCACUUACAUGCAUUGUGUCAAGCGUAUUUUCAGGUACUUGCAGGGUACUCUGACUUAUGGACUGACUUUGCGUGCGCUAUCUAUGACUUCCAUGGUUAUUGCCUACUCGGAUGUUGAUUGGGCUGGUUGUCCUGAUAGUCACCGUUCUACUACAAGUUUUGCUGUGUUCCUAGGAACUAAUUUUAUCUCUUGGCGUGCAAAGAAGCAACCAGCAGUUUCAAAAUUGUCUAAAGAAGCUGAGUACCGGGCUAUUGCAUACACUGUUGCUGAGACUUGUUAG
Messenger RNA from Nicotiana tabacum (common tobacco), 1191 nucleotides. NCBI's taxonomy places the organism in Eukaryota, Viridiplantae, Streptophyta, Magnoliopsida, Solanales, Solanaceae. The record is from RefSeq and is a predicted model, not a curated record.